AUGUCCGGUAUUAGUAGAGAUUCUCGUCACAAACGUUCACAUACAGGAGCCAAAAGAGCUCAAUAUCGUAAAAAAAGGAAAUUUGAACUAGGUAGACAAUCAGCCAGCACUAAAAUUGGACCAAAAAGAAUUCAUUCGGUUCGUGUUCGUGGAGGAAAUGUUAAAUUCCGAGCACUUCGUCUUGACACUGGCAAUUUUUCUUGGGGAUCUGAAGCGAUUUCUAGAAAAUCAAGAGUUGUAGCAGUUGCCUAUAAUGCUUCCAACAAUGAAUUAGUUCGUACCAAUACACUUGUAAAAGGAGCAGUGAUUCAAAUUGAUGCAGCACCUUUUAAGCAAUGGUAUGAAGCACAUUACGGACAACCUGUUGGACGUAAAAAGUCUAAAAAAGAAGGACAGUCUAAUCAUGUUCAAAGAAAACUUGAUGCUCGUAAAGAAUUUGCUAAAGUGGAUCCAUUAUUAGAUGAACAUUUUACAAUUGGUCGUUUAUAUGCUAUUAUAUCAUCUCGCCCUGGACAAUGCGGUCGUGCAGAUGGAUAUAUUCUUGAGGGUAAAGAACUAGAAUUUUAUGUAAAGAAAAUUAAAGCUAAAAAAUAA
This is a messenger RNA of Entrophospora sp. SA101, 594 nucleotides long. Lineage: Eukaryota; Fungi; Glomeromycota; Glomeromycetes; Entrophosporales; Entrophosporaceae. The record is from the annotation of a GenBank genome assembly.